AUGGAAAAGAGGAAAUCUCUCGCUGCCACUCUUCAAACUACCCUGGCCAAAAACAAUGAACUGGAGACUGAAAAGGCCGCUUUUGCUGCUCGGAUCAAGAGCUUGGAGGAGGAAAAUAAUCGUCUCAUGUCCUACGUAGUGCGUCAGUCGAAGGUGGCAGAGGAAGCUCUGGCAGAGGAGAAGUCACAUGGUGAAUCGCAAGAGGCUGAGCUGAAAUCGCUGCGUUCCCUGAACGCAGAGAAACAACAAUGCUUGGAGGAACACCGGUUGCAGAAUGAAUCGCUCGUUCUCCUCAACAGGGAAUUUAGGAAUCGUGUUAACGUAAGAUUACGCUUUUUCCUUGCCGACAACUUUUGUGUCACCUAUAUGCACGAAUUAAUAUUACCAAGCAAAGUGCUUUGGGAAUAA
Dibothriocephalus latus is the source of this 408-nucleotide messenger RNA. NCBI's taxonomy places the organism in Eukaryota, Metazoa, Platyhelminthes, Cestoda, Diphyllobothriidea, Diphyllobothriidae. The record is from the annotation of a GenBank genome assembly.